GGAGUUGCGAGGGCGGAAGGGGGGCGCAGCGCAAGUGUGAUAAAAAAGUUCAGUAAUCAUAAACAAAACAUGAGCUAAAAUGGAAAAGUUUAAAGUUGCUCAAUUUUCCGAUUUGACAAUUUGCAAGUUAAUUUCAAAGGAUAGUUUUUAAGUGUUAGAAUGACUGUGUGUUCUUUUAGAUCCGUGAUAAUCGCUUUAUUCGUGUAGUUUUGAUUCUUAUCAGCAGGCUAUCAUGUUCCACACCAAAUGUGGAGAAAAAGUUAUCCUCAGCAACAAUAAUCGCACUGCCAGCCGAAAUAACUCUGAAUUCAAUCAUGGUGUCGUAUUUAGUAGCACUCCAUUGGUUGAAAAUCAACUUUUCAGAGUCAGAAUAGAUAAGAAGACUAACUCUUGUCGGGGAAGUGUAAUAAUUGGUGUGACUGGAGCCAUUUCAGAACUUACUUCUGUUCCUGCCAAUGCUAUAGAUCUACAAAGGAACACUUGGAUCUUGUGGGACUCGUUCAUAUUCCAUAAUGGAGAUUGUGUUUCCGAUUCAUACACUGGUGAUCUCAAUGAUGUUAAUGAAGGAGACCUGGUUGGCGUUAUGGUUACUUCAACUAGAGACCUUGUGUUCUAUAUAAAUGGUGUGCCACAAGGGAUUGCUGCAUCAAACCUCCCUCUUGGGCUAUAUGCAGUUGUGGACCUUUUCACCAAAGCCGCACAAAUUACCGCCCUUCCUGUCUCUAACUACUGGGUCGAAGAGUUCGACCUGGAUCGUGAGUUUUUAGAAUCUCCCGUUGAAGAGCUGAUGACACCUGUCACAACAACUAAUGAUCUGGUCACUAACUUAGAUAUUAAAAUGACUAUUCCGCAGUCAAGUUCCCUCAAUCAGCUCACAAGGCAACGAGCCAACGAUAGACUAAGAUUUCACUCAAAAACUGGUUCGCUUGUAAAAUUAUCCUUCAAUAAAAGAACAGCUGAAAGAUUGCGUCCAUUUGAUGACUUCAAUAAUGGUGUUGUCAUGACUCAUCGGCCCCUUGAAAAUGAUGAGUUAUUCGAGAUAAGAAUAGACAAACUCGUAGACAAAUGGUCUGGAAGUAUAGAAGUCGGGGUCACAACGCAUUUUCCACAUGCCCUCGACUUUCCUGCCACAAUGACAAACCUUCGUUCAGGGACUAUCAUGAUGUCUGGUUGUGGAAUUUUAACUAAUGGUAAAGGAACUCGGCGUGAAUAUGGUGAAUUUAAUCUGGAUGAUUUGCGAAUUGGCGAUCGAAUUGCAAUGAUGCGAAAAUCUGAUGGCACCCUUCACUACUUCAUCAAUGGUCUUGAUCAAGGAGUGGCAGCCAGAAUUGUGCCCCCAUAUUGUUAUGGAGUGGUUGAUCUUUACGGAAGGACUGUGAAAGUAACGAUAGUUGAUCGUGAUGAACGAGAGGAGCAAAAUCUCAUCACCCGGAGGAAUACAGCCCUCAUGGACCAACAGCCAGGCCAAUCAUCUAACGAUUUCCCUGAAGAAGAUAAUGCAGACAGACUGAUGCUUCAUUCUGUGUGUGGUGCUCAUGCAAGUGUCAUCAGUAAUAAUCGCACAGCCUUGCGGCCCAAUGCAUUAGAGGAUUUCAACGAUGCUGUUGUUCUCACUCAUCGUCCUUUGAAACCAGAUGAACUAUUUGAAGUCCAACUCGACAAAAUGGUCACGAAAUGGGCUGGGACAAUUGAAAUAGGUGUCACCACUCAUUCCCCUGAAGAUUUAGAAUACCCGUCCACUAUGACAAAUGUUAAGUCUGGAACAUGGAUGAUGACUGGAAAUGGAGUGAUGAGAAAUGGAGUAACUAUAAUCGAUGAUUAUGGACCAAACCUAGAUCAGUUACAGGUGGGAGAUAGAGUUGGAGUGAUCGUUAAAGAGAAUGGAGCGUUACAUUUCUUUGUAAAUGGUGUGGAUCUUGGCGAGGCUGCAACUAACAUUCCAGUAGGAAAAGUGUAUGGUGUCAUUGACCUCUAUGGUCAGGCUGCGCAGGCAACUAUCGUUGACUAUAACCUUCUUUGUUGCUGCUCAUCUCCAGCACAAAGCUCUCCAAAUGUCUUCGGGGAACAUGUCGAUCUCCAUUUUCACUAUCUCCAUGGAAAAAAUGCCAGAGUCUCAAAUGGUGGGCGCACUGCUUCAAGACCAAAAGCCCUACAUGAAUUCAAUGAAGCUAUCGUUAUAAGCAACAGAACUUUGAAAGAAAAUGAAAUGUUUGCAGUAGUCAUAGAAAAACUGGUAGACCGAUGGUGUGGAUCAAUAGAAGCAGGUGUUACAGCCAUUAGACCAGACGAAUUAGAGUUGCCUGGGACCAUGACUGAUCUAGACCAUGAUACAUGGAUGCUAUCGGGUGCAACUGUGAUGCAAGAUGGCGUUAUGUUCAGGCACAGUUACAAGCUUAAUUUGGAUUCGUUAUCAGUAGGAGAUGUGAUCGGGAUGAUGCGCCAUCCUGAUACAUCCUUGCACUUCUACCUGAAUGGCAUCGACCAAGGAGCAGCAUGUUUUUCAGUUCCUCAGAAUGUAUAUCCUGUCAUUGAUUUGUAUGGACAAUGUGCUCAGGUAUCAAUCGUGAGUUUACCUGAAGGUCGACAAGAUGCUGACUGCAAUGAUGCCGACACAUCAUCACCAUCUGUAGCCUCUCAGAUUGGUGAUACAUUCACCCCUAUCCUUAGAGAACCAGAAGUAAAAAAGAAGACCCACAUUCCAUCUCAUUUAACUCACAGGUUGAGUGCAUUGUGCAGUCAGCACAUACAGCUCGAUGUUAAUAAUACCGUGGCAACGCGAAUUAGCCUAGGUAAUUAUGGCCUCGUAUUCUCCAGUUGUCCUGUCAUGAAGGAUCAGGUGUUCACAAUUCAAAUAGAUCAGUGUGAUACGGCACUAGCGGGCUCACUCGCAAUCGGAAUAACAACAAUGCAGCCUGCGGAGAAAACAGCUCUACCCUCCACCAUUCACCAGCUCAAACAGCCUGUAUGGUUCUUGAAAGGAAGCGAUAUUUGGUAUAACAACACGAUUCUUCAGGAAAGGUAUUGUCAAAGCCUGGAUUGGGCAGAAUCCGGUACUCUAGUCAGUUUAAAACUCUGUAGUAAUCAAACUUUGCGAUUUUAUAUCGACAACAUUGACUGUGGUGUUGCGGUACAAAAUAUUCCAAAGGCAUUAUUUUAUGCUAUCGUGGACUUAAGUGGAAGAACUCUCUCUGUCAGCGUGAUUAGCCAGUCUACUGACGUAUUUCUAAUGCGGCUAGCUUCUAGUAAAGCACAAAUGGCGGAUAGCUUGAAGUCAGAUGAAAGCUCCUCGUGUCAAAGUGGUCCUGUUGUAGAAGUAACCGUUGCUGAUAUUCCAACCAGGGGAGGAACUGAAGAAUGCUCCUUUGCCAAUAAACUGGAAAGUGAUAUCAAAAAAAUCUUCAGCGAUGACUGCUGGUUUUCUUUCAAGGAAAUUACGGGUCAAAAUAUAGUAUUGAUCAAUGAUGGCAUCACAAUAAAGCGUGAAACCAGUUACAAUAAUGGUGUUGUAGUGUGCAGCAAACCCCUGCCGCGAUGCACUUUAUUCCAGAUGGUCCUCGAGUCCCUGAAUCCUCGAUGGGUCUCCUCCAUCAUGCUAGGUGUCGUUAAUGAGUCACAGUUUCCAGUACCACCUACAGCUUUAGGUUUCAAGAAAAAUGCUUGGAUUAUUAGUGCUGAUUCUGUUUUCCAAGAUGGAGAAAAAAUCAAGUCAAACUAUGGACCCAAUCUGGACAAACUUUCGGUAAAGCAGACGGUUGGAGUGAUGGUAGAUGCUGAAUCUCAGUUAAGGUUAUUUGUUAAUGGUGUUGAUCAGGGAGUCGCUGCCUCAAACAUCCCUUACAAGUGCCAUGUUGUUAUUGAUCUCUAUGGACAGUGUGAUCAGAUCUCAAUCAUCAACUCACCAUUACACUUCAGUCAAAUGAAUGCCCCAGUUGAAACCAAAAUUGAGGAGCCCGAAAGUGUACCAGAAGAACUGAAACCUGUCGAUGUUUGUGAAAAGGCUGACCUCGAAAGCCAUGAGAAGGAGCAGUGCGACGAAAAUUCUGAUCAAGAGCUGUGUUGCGAUGAUCCAGCGCUUUCUAAAAGUGUCAAAACAAACGAGAAUUGUCUUGUCGCCUCUGCCUCCUCUUUGACACUAAAAACUGAAAAUUCUGAUGAUGAACUUGAUCCUAAAUCAAUCGCAUCAAAUGAAAACCUGUCUUUGCAGCAUCUUGAGCAGGUACAAAACGCAACACUAUCGUGGCUAUCAGCAUCCCAUUGUGAUAAGAAAACGAGUCUCAAUAUCGCCAACACUUCUUUCGCUGAAGCAGGGAAAUCUAGUGGAAAAUCAACGGCAACAACUCCUGUUACAUGCGGAAAGAGCGUGAAUGUCACACGCUCAUUUGAUGACGGCUCUCCUGUGAUGUCACCUGCAGCUGAAACUCCUCUCAAACCUCUCUCCAACUGUGAUUACCUAAAGUUGUGUUUGCGGUUGAAAGCAACCCUUUGCUUACCAAGUUUCUACUUUCAAAGCGACACAGCAGCCGUUUGUUUUUGUUCUGAUUGUUCACCAAGCUACAAUUCACUGAAAGAGGAGCCACCACCUGGAACCGUUCCUUCUAAUUGGUGCAAAUUACCGCUUCACAAACUCACCUCACCAUCAACUGUAGAAAAAUUAAGCUGUGAUAAGUGGCACAUAGCCUAUGCAAGCGCUUCAUUAGGACAAAUUCGCCAAGUCUUAGAGCAAGGAGAGCUCUUUGAUCCUUGUGAAAAUUUAGGCAGUUGUGAUACUCAUAGUGAAUUUAAAUGGAAGCAAAACGAAUGUGAUGCCUCUCAGAUAAUCUUAUCGCCAACUUUAAAACAUGUUGCGUCCCCUCUCAUCAGUAAAAAGCAUGAAUUCUGUGACCCGAAGACGAAAAAACUGUACCUAGCCCACGCUGCAUUCCAAGUCCUUGUAAAACCAGGCUCAUACAAGACCAAUCCUUUGCCUGACACAGGGCUAAGCAAAUCAAUAGACUCGCUUUCGGAUACUGACAGUGUCCAAUGGCAGACCAAAGAACAAGGUGCUACAUUGCUCACAGCAUUAUUGCUGAAGUUGGAUCCUAUUUAAUUUAAUUUUCUCUGAAAAAACUUAGAGUUCCUCUUCUUUUCUAAGGUUGUUAAUAGCAUUGUGGGGGACUAAGUGAUAAUCAGUUUAAUUUAAAGUCAGUGCUGCUUGCCAACGGUAAAAAAGAUGUGGAAAAAAUGCCUCAACGAGCUAUAGUGGAGGAAAAAGAGGAAGUGCUUGUAAGUCAAGGAUUCGUACCAGCCGACUCCAUUCGGUACACAUAAUAAUCAACUAAGAUGUUGCAUCCAGUCUCUUUUAUCAAUGUUUCUCGAAAAGAAAUUUUCGGGCUGAAAACGCGAUUAUCUGGCAAUGGAGACUUUGCAGGUGUUGGAAAUUUUGGGAAUUUCAUGUUUAAGAUCAAACCACUGAGUGAACUGAGCAGUAGAAUAUCCUUGGUUUCUAAAAUUAAUUAUUAUUAUAGCAGAUAUGACCAGAUGACCUAAUUUGUUAAAAUACAUUUGUUUAAAUGGAAAACACAGUGUGAUGACAUUACAAGGCAGCAUAUUUUCUCUUUUAAGAUCUAUUUUUCUAAAAUCUUCCAUAUCAGUAAAAAAUUAUGACGAAUACUGCUUACGCAGCUCAUUGAGCUCUCUCUGAUGCAGCAAUAAAACAUCUUUGCGCAAAUUCUCCAUUGCAUGGAUACCCUCAGAAAUCAUAUCAGGCUGGAGCCAGAUAUUCAGCCCAACUCUGGUUCCUAGUUGUAGAAUAAAUUUUAAGCUUUUUGUGAAUCGUACAUUAGUUUCCAAGGUAUUUACGAUUAAAGCUGUACCCGGUGACUUCACAUGACUACGAAAGCUAACUUGCACUCACCUUUUGUCGUUGCUCUAUGUUCAUGACCUUCUCUAUAAAUGAUUGUUUCGAAUCGCACACAUUUUUUCAAGAACGUACAGGCAUGCCUCCCUUACAUUUACCAACUUUUUAUCGGUUACUAUUACUGUUGGUUUCAUGGCUUUAUUCUCAGUUAUUAAAAGAAUCCACAGACUUAUUUGUUAAUUUUAAAGGAUUCUAAUGGGUCCCCAAAACCUCAGGAUCAACACAAGGCGCUUGCAACAACCAUUUGCAUCCACAAAAGGGAUCUAGGAAUCGGAGUAGGCCGGAGAAUAAGGUGUCCAGAAAUAUGAAUUGAGGAAAUAACUAAAAAGAGGGUGAAAAGAAACAAUAGGAUAGAUGUAAAAGGAUGAACUCAGGGGGAAAAAUCAAAGAUGCCUUGUUCAAGAGCAAGACUCACUCAGAACAAGCGUGUAUUCAAGACUGCAACUCAAGACUUGAGCUCUAUUUGUCAAUCACUUAUAUUAUUACAUAAAAUAUUUUGCCGGUGUUGAUCAACUCUUUUAUAUAAUUAACAGAAAAUAAUAGACAUUCACGGUUAAUUUGAUGAUUUGACUCAUUUGAAAUUCAGUAAAAAUACAAUUAUCUGGCCAUUGGUGGCGGGUAUAUGCACUAAAUAUUGGAAACCGUGGCUAAUUUAAGAGGCACAAAUUAGUGUACAAAAGAUGAACGAAAACAUGAAAAUUUUGCGAUACUAUCAUAGAAAAUGCAACAAUGUAUGUGCUUUGUUCCGUAACUGCAUUUUAUUCUUAAUUGAUGAUUCUACUUGAGCACAGUCAUGCCAAGCUGAAACUGGAUAAAAUCCUCUAUGUCCAUUGUUUAAUUCAUGUGGGAAACAAAGCCAAUAUUCAGAGUUCCUUUCACUACUUCACUGUAUGACAGGAAACCUCAUGAUUCUUGAAUUUUUAAGUGUAUAUUUGUUCUGAUAGAUCUGAUGACGGAUACUGAUUAUAAAACUGCCCUACAGCAAACUUACACUUUCUUUCCAUUUUCAUUUAAUUCUAAGAUUUCAUACAUGAAUCAUCCUCUGAGAGUAAAAUUCUCCCUAAAAGCACACCUCCUGUUAUUCCCUCCUGGCCCAUUUUGCUUUUGUAUUUUUGUUAACGCAAACAUGACACAGCUCGAUUUUUCUUUUUUUCUAUGUUACCAUUACUUUUAAGCUUGUUCCGUCUUGUCAUGGGAAAACUUUUAGAAGCACAAUUUUUUGUGAGGAGGGGAGGGGGGAGGAUGAGGAGGAGAGCAUUUUAUCUGCUACUUUUGCUCCUCAGAUCUGUGUUCUCAUACGUAAUUUAUUGAAAGCUUUUUGCCUCAAUGCCUCUAGUAAGCAUGCAAGCAAGGGUUGAGAAAGAGAUUUCUUUUUGUAUGGCAGGAAUCAUAUUCCUGAAUUUAUUAUAUCACUUUUUUAAAGCAAAAAGUGGAGAGUACUUUUGUUAUUUUUUUUUUUUUUUUUAUUAUUAUUUUUAAUUAACGCAAGUCAGAAAGAUGAAUGGCUCCAACAUGGUAUUUUAAAAUUUAAAUGUUCCUGUGCACGUAGAAAAUCUUUUUUCGUUGUAUCAAAUUUUAAUAACUUUCAUCGAACAUCAGCACAAUCUUGGAGAAUCGUUUAAAGUUUUUACUUCUCAAAGUGUUGUAUACUAAAAAUAAGCUCUGUUCUUAUAAGCUUAGGCUCUUUCGUUUUAAUUUUUAUGUUUCGAGAAUGCUCAUUUGUUUGUUUAUGAUUUUAGUUUGUAAGUCGUCAGAAUGAAUGUUAUCAAUCCAGGAAGACUUGAAAAGUCCUUCCAUGUGAUAAUUUUUUAUAAAUAUAAUGCCCUUCGCUAAA
This is a messenger RNA of Bemisia tabaci, 7730 nucleotides long. RefSeq names its product neuralized E3 ubiquitin protein ligase 4 (gene Neurl4). Lineage: Eukaryota; Metazoa; Arthropoda; Insecta; Hemiptera; Aleyrodidae. Gene Ontology annotation, molecular function: ubiquitin protein ligase activity. The record is from RefSeq and is a predicted model, not a curated record.